AAGACUUUGUCAAAUUUUUCUUCAUCUCAUCUCUCCCACAAGAAACACUCUCUCCUCAACAAAUUAUCCUCGGCAAAUUAUCUCUAGCCAAAACACUUGGAGUUUUUUCUGCUGAAUCUCCCUGCAAACAAACUUUCCUUGCUUUCCCAUUGAAGCAGAUGAGAGGAAAAAAUGCUUUUGUACCUGCACUCGAGUACAACCCCCUUACUUAUAUGUUCGUGUACAUGGCAGCCAAUCACUAUUUUGCAUAUGAGCCAGAGAAGUCCUACUCAACGCAGGAACUUUGCCAUCUUCUAGGAACUGUAAUUGUGAAGAAGGCAUGGGUGCAAUCUAUAUUGGGUGGGUCCUACUAUCAUAGGUAUGGUAAAUACUAGAAAAUUUUUUAUUACUUUCUAUACGAAAGUCACAUGUGCACACAGUGUGUAAACAAAACACAGUAUGAUGUUGAAGUUAUUGAUGCUGACCCUGUGAAAGUGGAGGAAAUGGCAAAAAAAAAGGAAAUUUUUGAUGAAGAUGAUGUCGACAAGUUGGAAGACAGGCCGCUUGUUCUAACCGUCAUGGGACACGUGGACCAUGGGAAAACCACACUUUUGGAUUACAUCAGGAAAAGCAAGGUGGCAGCAUCUGAAGCAGGUGGAAUUACUCAAGGCAUGGGGGCAUACAAGGUACAAGUACCUUUUGAUGGCAAGCCACAGACUUGUGUUUUCCUUGACACCCCUGGACAUGAGGCAUUUGGAGCAAUGAGACCUCGUGGAGCCAGAGUAACAGACAUUGCUGUUAUUGUAGUUGCUACUGAUGAUGGAAUUCGACCUCAAACAGAAGAGGCCAUUGCUCAUGCCACAGCAGCUGCAAUGCCAAUUGUUAUUGCUAUAAACAAAGUGCGCUUGCAUUUAUUCUGAGAUUUUCCACUGUGUGUUGGCUUGUAUAUCAUUUAGUCUCAUUUGCAUUCUGCUUUUGACGUAUGAAAGAUGAUGACAAAUCUCCUCUUGCUUAUGGGAGUUGGCAUUUUCAGUUCUCAUAAUCACAGUACUGCUCAAGUUUGAUGUUUCUAGAUUUUUACAUCA
Messenger RNA from Coffea arabica (coffee), 1064 nucleotides. NCBI's taxonomy places the organism in Eukaryota, Viridiplantae, Streptophyta, Magnoliopsida, Gentianales, Rubiaceae. The record is from RefSeq and is a predicted model, not a curated record.